CUAAAGCUAUAAUUUGAUUGAUUAAAUCACUUUGCGUUGAACGUGAUGAAAUUAGCUGUGUAUGACAGCUUCGUAAUUCUGUGAAUAUCACUUGCAACCUUGCAACCAGAGAGAACGCAAAUUUUACGUUCUCUGCUCUCUUCUUGCAACAAAUUGGGAACAACUGCAGCGAAUUGAUUCAUGAAAACAGUCAUAAGCAGCAAAGUAAAGAAAUUUUCUAGACAAACACGAAGGCUAAUGUUUACGUGCUAUCGAAGUAAUUUGAAAACGUAGCUUUUUACUUUAGUUUUCAUUUAAAUUUACAUUUUCCCGAUAAAUUAUAACACAGCUAAUGGAUAUAUUGAAAAUGUAAGGUUCCACGGCGUUUUGUUGUAAAAGUGCGAAUAAAACAUCGCAAGUAAUUUUGUCGCCAUUUUGAUGUGUACAUGCAUGUUUGCCAAGGCAAUCAAAAAGCAAAACUUAGUGGAUGGAAAUCAAACCCGAAUAAAGAAUUUAAGUCGAAAGCAAAGAAAGUCAACAACUGAAUUGUGCAUUUGUAACUUAAAAUUAUAAACCGAAAGAUAAUAUUUUAAUUUACUGUGCACAGUUAUUAAUAUCUUAAGUGUAUACUGUAAACUUGCAUAUCCAUAUACGAAAUUUUUAUUCAAACACGAUGAUGAAUAAGGAAGACCCAAGUGGGGAUAAAUUGGCGCAGGAACAGUCGCACUUAAAGCAACAAAAAGUAAAACAGCGGUCAGUUUUAAGCAAUAUUGCAAUUGCUAAUCUUAAUAUUGAGGGAUUCAGUAACUUUGACAGUGAUUCCCUAGAUGGCUGCUCAGAAUUUGAUACCGAGUCCGUUACUCUGGAUUAUUACAAAGAAAGCUCACAACGCCCAUCACCAUCAAAAAUGGCACCAACUACAACUAUAGAGACCAUAACAAUCACAAGACCGCUAAAGGUCAUUGCAUUUAUUUGCGGUGUUAUUGUUGUCAUACUUAUGAUAAUGGCAUUAGCUUCCACGGAUUGGUUAAUGGCUGCUGGCUGGCGCCAGGGUCUUUUUAUACAUUGUAUUGAGGAGGACGUUGAAUCCCCGCUGCCGUUUAAUUUGCACGAUCCGCCUGGCUGUUAUGCCAGUAGAGAUGUGGCUUACAUAAAAGCUACAGCCACUUUAUGUAUAAUUACAUUGGUCACAGAUAUAAUAGCAACGAUACUCACUGGUCUUGGGUUGAGAACACAAAAUCAUAAUGUGAAAUAUAAAUUUUACAGGAUCGCCGUAUUAGUAAUGUUGUUAUCAUUAUUGGCUGUCUUGUCUGCACUUAUUAUUUAUCCGGUAUGCUUUGCUGGAGAACUCAAUUUAGCGAAUAGACCGAUUUGGGAAUUUGGUUGGGCCUAUGGUGUUGGAUGGGGUGCGGCUAUCUUUUUAUUCGGUGCCGUUGUGCUACUGCUGUGUGAUAAGGAAUCGGAAGAAAUUUAUUAUAAGGAGAGAAAAAUUGUACAUGAAAACCAAAUGCGCGCCUAGGCCAGGCCGCACGACCUGCCUGACGUCGUUCUUUAGAUGUUUAACCAUAGUAAGAGCGUAAGGAAAUAUCAAAGGGAAAAGUAAUAAUAUCACUUAUCCAAAGAAGCAAUCGAUGACCUUUAUUAUACAUUUUUGAAUUGCCUGAAACUGUCAAUAUUGCCGUUGAAAAAUAUGCAUCAGAAACAGAGACGUAAUAAAAAUAGAGAAUAUACAUUUAAUAAUACAAAGACACAACACCAGUUAAACACCAAAUCAUAUUAAAUACAUAUUCUGGCGCUCAGAAACAACACAGAUACAAAAUACACAUACAAAGUAAGCGAUAACUGGCGCAACUUCACAACAAUGUGUUCAGUUUUAAAAGGCUCAAACAUGAUGAAUAUCAAAAGCACAAAUAACAAAUGGCUUAGAUAAAAAAAAUUCGCUACGGAUUUAGUAAAUUCUAACUUUUUAGGAGUUGUACCCAUUAGUACAUAAGCUAUAUGGAAAGAAACUUGAAUAUAAAUUUUUUUUUGUUUUUUACACACAUACGUGUAUAUAUCAUAGAUGGGACAACCUGUACACCACAUUUAUAAUAUACGGUUUUCGUAUUGAAACACUAGGGUGCCGGUGCCCGUCUCCGAUAUAUAUACCUACGUAUGCAUAACUAUGAAAAUAUGUUGUGUAUUCAUUAUAAAAAAUUGUAUUCACACGUAAAUCUCCCUUUUGUUAAAAAAAAAAAUAUUAAACUACCAAUCCCUUUUUUUUUUUUUUGCUAAUUUACUUGUAGUGAAGCCUAUUCAUUAAACCAAAUCGCCCUAAAUACGAGCGCAGAGAAAAGAACCAAACCAUACCAAAAUAAUUAUAAAGAGAGAAAACAUUUGAAGUAUACCAUUACACACAAAUAAAAACAUAUAGCGGCACAUAUGUACAUAAUAUAAAUAUAUGACUGUAUACUUAAUCUCUUCCGUUUAAACAAUGCAUUACUUACCGAAGAAAAUAACGAGAUUGUUGCAAAUACGUACAUAUUCACAUAUACAGUUCAAUCUGGAAAUAGUUAACCAUAAUGUCCCAAGAGGUGAUUAAGUUCUUCCAAAUGUUAACUUUCAGAACAACCAUAUUAACAAUGACGUGUUAUCCAUAAGUUAACUUCAACUUAGAUGCGUGAGUUUACCUAUGGAAUUUAAAAAAAUAUAUAUAUGAAAUCUGUGAAGUGUUUACGCUGCUAAAAAUGUGACUAGAAAUAAAUUGGGGAAUAAGUAAAAUGAAUGGGCACUAAUUGUUCUUCUUUCGUAAAUAAAAAUGGGAAUAGGAGAGAAAAACAAACUAUGACACAAGCUUUAUCCCUUCUGAAAUGAUUCAUUUAACUGGAAACAAAACAAAAUAUUGAAAUUCUUGAAUUUGUAUAUUACUUCAAAUAUCAUUCAAGAAUAGCUGAUUUAAAUAUCCAGAUAACUAGAGAGCUUCUAAUGGAUAUUGAUAAAAUCAAUAGCUAAUUAUCGAAGUGGCUAGCAACAUUUUGAAAAAUAAUUUAAAUAAAAAAUUAAGUUAAUUUUUCUAACUGCAGUCGUCCCAUUAUAUUAGUAUCGAAUGUGAGUUAACUCCUCAUUGUUAAAAGGACCCAUAACAGUUUUCAAAAAUGCACAUAGUACUAUCGGUUUUCAUAAAUAUCAAUGAGAGUCCUUAUCAUUUUAUAGAAACUUGUGCGUAUUUAAUUGAUGAUGACAAUGAUGUUUGUUUUUUAUUUGGAUAGUUUCAAACCAUUCUUACUACCGUAUCUUCUUCAUCAGAUUGAUUUUGUCUGGUAAAGUACAACGCUUAAUAUACAGAGUUGAUAGUAGGUGUUAUUCAUUAAAUUGAUUUUUAGAAUGCUUUAUGUGUGUUAUUCAGUGGAGAGGAGAAACUAAAGAAAUAGUAAAAACAAAAAUCGGCAGUACCCAAAAUAACUCAUACUUUCAUAUCAAUAUAUAAUAAAAUAUAACAUUUUAUGAAUCUUUUUUUA
Ceratitis capitata (Mediterranean fruit fly) is the source of this 3476-nucleotide messenger RNA. Its product is annotated as transmembrane protein 47. Lineage: Eukaryota; Metazoa; Arthropoda; Insecta; Diptera; Tephritidae. Bases 653 to 1498 code for a protein of 281 amino acids. The transcript is spliced from 7 exons. Gene Ontology annotation, biological process: cell-cell adhesion. Gene Ontology annotation, cellular component: cell-cell junction; membrane. The record is from RefSeq and is a predicted model, not a curated record.